Molecule: messenger RNA, 468 nt
Organism: Naegleria fowleri
Lineage: Eukaryota; Heterolobosea; Eutetramitea; Acrasida; Naegleriidae
Exons: 1
Coding region: 1-468 (155 amino acids)
Source: RefSeq, a predicted model, not a curated record
AUGAUCGAAAUUUCAACACAAAAACCAUACGCUUACCUUCCAACGCAAGGAACCAAUCUCCCAACAUCAAAAACAUAUUUUGCAAGACCAAGCUCGAAAACAUUGUCACACUAUGUAAGAACAGAACCUGCAUGGAAGGCUACUUCUUGCCCAACUGCAAGUGGUGGAGUAGUGGAACCAGCGUUUACUCCAGUGUUGGAUGAAAAUGAUGCUGAACCCAAAAACUCUGCUCGUUCCUCAACAUCUGCAAGGUCAGGCAAAGACACCAAACAGCCAACAACAUCAAAACCAACACCAACCAAGGAACGUAAAAUAUCAAUAGGGAAGACCACAUACAGCACAACUUUCCAACCUCAGGCAAAUAUAAAAUCGCAGCCGUUUCAUCAGACAACUCACCACUCAAAACCUUUUGGAGAUUAUGGAACUGUCGAUUUUCAAACAGAAUACUGCAGGAGAUUUAAACGAUGA